AUGGACAAAGAGUCCAUGUCACCCAAAUCGACACAUAAACCCGCAUCGAUUCUGCCUCUAUCCAAGGCACUUCUGGACUUUGUCCAGUUCCCACCUGAAUGGAGGGUGGGGAGUACAGAACAGAUAAUCGCCAGACUAGAAGUCUGGGAAUCGAUAAGGAAGACCAAGGCACACAGUCAGUGCCUUGGGAACCCCAGAUCUGGGGGACAACCAUCAUCGCAUGGACUUAACAUGUGCGAUAUUUCCCAUCCUUCUUUGGAUAUGCGGGAGCAGAGGGGAUUCUCCCAGAAUAUGGUGGAACGGCACCACAUCGGGCCACAGGAUGACCACCCGCACUCAGGGCCAGGUUCAUCAGGUGGUGGGAGGUGGUCUAGCCAAUUACCCUUUGGGAAGUCACCCAUUGCCUGUCAUAUCCCGGAAUCCCAACCCUGCACACUCCCACCACACCACACCUUCCUAACAACUUCACCAUCCCCUACACCAUGCCUCCCCACUCCCCAAGUCACCUUCCCUCCUGACUGUCUCAGCUCCGGUCUAGUUGCAGCACACUGA
Cantharellus anzutake is the source of this 552-nucleotide messenger RNA. RefSeq lists its product as uncharacterized. The transcript has a single exon. NCBI's taxonomy places the organism in Eukaryota, Fungi, Basidiomycota, Agaricomycetes, Cantharellales, Hydnaceae. The record is from RefSeq and is a predicted model, not a curated record. The coding region runs from base 1 to 552 and encodes 183 amino acids.